CCACCAUGGAAGAGCGAUUUGGCACCCUCCUUACCAUCAGCCUUGACACUCUCACCACCUUGGCCAGUGAGGUCCGCCGAAAGCUCACAACAGACACAUUCACCACCGCUACCGUGAUCGACCGCCUCGUGGGCAGCAACAAUCUCAUCCAUGUGGUCGAAUUUGACGACAAGCUGCGCUGCAUCAUCCGUCUGCCUCGCAGCGGCAGACCCGGCCACUUCACCGAGACCGCCAGACGUGCCCUCAUUGCCAAAGUAGAAAUGAUGCGAUUCGUCCGCAAGCGAACCAUGAUCCCCAUGCCCGAAAUAUACGACUUCAACGCCUCAGUGGAGAAUAUCCUCGGAGCGCCGUACAUCGUGGAGAGUUUCAUCCCCGGAACCUCAGUUGCGGACGCCUGGUUCGACGCCUCGGGUCCGAUGUCAUUGGACGAGAAACGGCUGCGGAUCCUCGACAGCGUUGCAGAGGCGAUGGCACAGCUUCACGGGUUCUACUUUGACAAGAUCGGUACGGUGGGGGUUGAUGACCAGGGUCGUCGGCGUAUGUAUCCCUGCUUCUAUGUGGAAAAGUCGGAGACAGAUAUCCGGUAUGUGGAGUACGGAUCGUACGGGUCAACGGUGGAAUUUCUGCGCGAUCGUCUGGCGGUCACAUCCGGCGAAGGUGUGGGAGACAAUGCGUAUGAUACUGGAUGUCGUAUAUUCUUGGACAUGAUGAUCUCGUGUAUGCCGUUGUCGACGAAACGGAGGACGGAUGACCGCGAGACGUUCGUGCUGGCAGUGCCGCAAUUUGAAUCUAAGAAUAUCCGCAUCGACGAGCAGUGCAAUGUGAUGGGCAUCAUUGAUUGGGAUGGGGCACACACGAUGCCGCGGUUCCUAGGCUAUGCUGUUUUCCCGGGCUGGAUCACGAGAGAUCUGGACCCAGUAGGGUAUGGAUGGCCUUAUAACACGCGAGAGGAUUCUCCGGAGCAGUUGAAACGGUACCGGCUGCUGUAUAAUCGGAAGAUGCAGGGGCUGCUGCGGGGGGUUGGGGAUGCGAGGUUCGUGAAUAAGACGCAUAUCUUUGAGGCGAUCUUGGCUGCCAUUGAGAAUCCAGCGGCACGGAUGGAGAUUGUGCGGACUCUGGUUGCGAAGUCAUUUCCGGCGAGUUUGGAUACGGCUGCGCGAUUGAUUGAGGACGCUGGUGAUGGGAGUUCCCGCGGCGGGAUAGUGAGCGGUUGAGGGGGGGUUUCGAGGCGCUGCUUUUUUUCAAUAGUUUGAUGGUUUUCUGAUGGGUCGCAGUGGUUUAAAUGGUGUGGUGGAGUUGAGGCAAUUCGGAUGGUUAAUCAGAGAAGACUCG
Aspergillus sclerotioniger CBS 115572 is the source of this 1332-nucleotide messenger RNA. RefSeq lists its product as uncharacterized. NCBI's taxonomy places the organism in Eukaryota, Fungi, Ascomycota, Eurotiomycetes, Eurotiales, Aspergillaceae. The transcript is spliced from 2 exons. The record is from RefSeq and is a predicted model, not a curated record. The coding region runs from base 6 to 1214 and encodes 402 amino acids.